ACUGUCACAUAUUCCUCAGGUCUCUUCAUAUCUAACACUAAUGGGCUGGAAUGAUAAGAAAAUGCUAACUCAUUUUGCACGCACCAGCCUCCACAACAGAUGGAGCUGUGUUCACCUCUGCUGAAGUCAGUUAAGUUGAGUCCAGUGUCAGAGGCAGGGCCAGUCAGCCCGCAGGAACGAGGAAGUGCUCACUCCCGAUUCAACACUAAAUACGGCAGUGAGCAGGACUCCAGACAAGAAGAGAUGUCGUCGUUUGAUUCACAGUCAGAGCUGAGGCUGGUGGUGCUGGGCCGGGCGGGGGCAGGAACGCGUUCAGCAGUCUGCACCAUCCUGGGCCUGCAAGACACCGAGCAGGGCACAGACGCUCCUGUUACCCCAGAGUGCAGCAAACACAGAGGAGAGGCUGCAGGCAGACAGGUGGUGGUAGUCUCCAGUCCAGACUGGUUCAGCUCAGACUGCGACUCAGAGGAGAGAAGAAAGUUCAUCUCCUCCUUUAUCGCCUUAUCCAGUCCGGGGCCACAUGCCUUCCUGCUGUGUGUCCCUGUGAACCAGCCAGCUGAUGGAGAGGCCAGAGCGCUGGAUGUCCUGCAGACGCUGUUUGGCCCCUCUGCAGUCAGCAGCAACACCAUCAUACUCUUCACCCACAUGGAGGAGCUGGAGGAGGACGAGCAGCUGGAGCAAUACCUCGUCACGUGGCGCAAGGACCUCCAGGACCUGGUGGAAAGAUGCGGCGACCGAUAUCACACCUUGGAAACCCGCAGUGGGGAACCAGAGGAGAGGAAAGCUGUUGAGGAGCUGCUGGAGAAGGUUGAGAUGGCAGUGAGAGAGAGCGGGACACAGCACUUCAGCUGCCCUUUGUACCAGGAGGCAGAAGAGAGGGUGAGAGCGAGACAGGAAGAGAUAGUCAGACAGAGGAGAGGAGAGCAGCUCGACGACCAGGCAUCUCCCACAGACUCACACCCAGAGGAAAACGUGACAGAUGAAGAGAUGGAGAGAGUGCGAGAAGAGGCAGAGAGGAGCGUAGAUGACUUGAAUGUGGAUGUAGAUAGUAUUUUCCCUUCAGCCAGCGUCUCUUCCUCCCGUCCUCCUUCUUUCCUCUGGGGCUUGUGGGAGAAGCUGACAGGUUGGAUGACGUGGAUGCCCAAGUUUGUGAGAAGGGAGGCCCUGCUGGGAGCUCUGGUCGGCCUGUUUGUGGGAGGGCCGUUUGGAGGUAUGGUGGGCGCCACUGUGGGAUCAGUGGCUACUGAGGUGGGGAGAAGAAAAACACAGAAAAAUAAAUAAUUAUGUAUUAUGCAUUAAGUUGCACCUUAAAGUCACUCCACUGUGUUCACCAAACCAACGUAUUACUGAGCUAGUGGCUUAGCAGCUAACACCAAAAUAUUAUUAUUUAUACUUAACAACUGAGCACUACUUACUUUCUAUUUCAGAAUGGGAACCACUCUCUAACGACGAAAACUGUGUUAUCUAAUGGCUUUAUUAGUGGUUAAUUAAUUACUAUAUGUAAAUCAGUAAUAAGCCAUUAAUAAGAGUAAUAUUUGGGUUGCCAGGUCUGAAAAAUCCCUCUGGCUGGUGUUUCUUCCUCUACUAAAACUUACUCUGUCUCUGUCUUAAGUCUUCCCCCACUAGAAUAAUGAGGAAUGUCUGCAGAACACAACACUGACAUAUUAUCACCAUUUAAGCUGAUAUGGUGAACUCGCUAGCUAACGCUUGCUUUUUUACACAUCCAGCAGAAAAGGAACAACAUUAUCAUUCAUUUGGAGUCAUCUUUCUGUCCAUCUGAUGAAUAUAAGUACAAAAUUCACUCUCUUUUAGCUCUGCUUUCGGUCUCCACCGACUCCCGAGGGAAAUAUCUGUCUCUUUAGCUGCUAAAUGCUUCACUAUGUUCACCAGCUAGUCGCUAACUUUGUCUGUCUGCCAUUUGGUUCCAGGCAACUAGUGCACAGUCCAUUUUUAGUGUUUUUUCAAUGACAAACGUUGCCUGUUGUGACUGAAAAUGACACCAUGAGAGCUGUGAGAAUGAAUCCAAACAGCAAAGUUGCGGGUCGGAAAACCAAAACAAUGAGUCACAAUAAAAGACACUUUAGAUCUGAGGGUAACUUAGAUGAUAACUCUCUGUGGGUUCAUUCAACAUGAGCAGCCUAUCACAUUACGCAGUCAACUGAUCCAUUGUUAUUAUAAAAAUAUCGAUUAUAGCUGCUUUAAGGUGUCAUUCUGUUGCAGCCAAGUAGUAGUUGUUCUUUACAACCUGGCAACCCAAAAGUAGUGGCUUAUCAGUGAUCUAUAAAUAAUCAACACAUUAUUCAUUAACCAUUAAAAAGUCAUAAGUUAUAACUGUUGAACCCUUUUUAGACUUUUUAGAAAGUGACACAUCAGAUGUUAAAGAACACUUUUGUUAAGAGGCAAUACUGAGAAACCUCCACAUGGUGGAGACAUUGACCUUUUUAUUACAGAAGUAUAAAUGUUUCAGUUGAACUGAGAGAUACUUUUUUUCCUGCUUACCAAGCAAAUAAAAGCUGCUGUUUAA
This is a messenger RNA of Thunnus maccoyii (southern bluefin tuna), 2524 nucleotides long. RefSeq lists its product as uncharacterized. The coding region runs from base 100 to 1281 and encodes 393 amino acids. The transcript is spliced from 3 exons. Gene Ontology annotation, molecular function: GTP binding. The record is from RefSeq and is a predicted model, not a curated record. NCBI's taxonomy places the organism in Eukaryota, Metazoa, Chordata, Actinopteri, Scombriformes, Scombridae.